This is a messenger RNA of Fusarium odoratissimum NRRL 54006, 2832 nucleotides long. Its product is annotated as high-affinity iron transporter. The record is from RefSeq and is a predicted model, not a curated record. Gene Ontology annotation, cellular component: high-affinity iron permease complex; plasma membrane. Gene Ontology annotation, biological process: iron ion transmembrane transport. The transcript is spliced from 4 exons. Gene Ontology annotation, molecular function: ferrous iron transmembrane transporter activity. The coding region runs from base 1037 to 2104 and encodes 355 amino acids. Lineage: Eukaryota; Fungi; Ascomycota; Sordariomycetes; Hypocreales; Nectriaceae.
GUUGAGAUUCCAAAUUUGCCUCAUCUGAAAGUCAAGGCUUUUGGGCAUGAUACUUUCCAGAAUACGGUGACUACAGCAUUUCCGAAAAGUACCACAAUUAUCCAUGUCAAGUCGAUACAAGCACGAGCAUAUCGGCAUUUGACUCUUAACUGGGAUCCGAGGUCACAUUGUGGGGUGCUAUGAGACACGGAGCUAUCCUAAGCUUCCAUCAAUGUAGCUUCGUCAAUGAGUCUUCCUCCAUUCUUGUCUUGAGCCUGACUUUCGAGCUGUCCAGUUCAGCCUGAAGAAGUGUGUGCACAAUGAGGGCCUCGAAGUCACUUCAAGUUAAACGUUAAGCAUCAAAAUAAGAAACAGCCCAAUUGCGGGAAAUCUAGGACAUUCACACCCUUAAUCUGCAGUCACAGAAUUAUCUGAUUGAUUGAUUAAGGCCGCCCCAUGAGGAAACAUCCCACGCUACGGCAAUUCCUUGCCGAGUGUCGACGAGCUAACUUAGCAGCAGCAAGCCACCAACCAUCCAACAACCCAAACAAGUCCGAUCAUGGGCUGUUUUCUGACCAUCGCUCCGGUACUCGGUAGCUCGCGCUUCAUUCUCGACCAGGUUCUCAUGUUCGAGGUUUUUUUUUACAUUCCGCGCUUUACUCUGCUGAUCCUUGCGGCAUCUCAAAAGUGCAACUCGUCUAAGUAUACGCUUAGCCAACAAGCUUAGCUUACAAGGUUGUUAUGCGGAUGCUAAAUCAGAUCGUGUCUUCCGACCCCCUGCUCGAGCUCUUCUUCUCGUAAGGGCAAAAAAGUUAUCUGAUCGGCAGCCUGUGAUGACUGGAUCGUUCACAAGCUGCUCCAGUCCCAAACGAACCAAGUGUAACAUCAAAUUCAAUAUCUCCGUUGCCACACCCUCUUCUCGACAGUCCCAUACUUCUCACUUUGCUGUAUCACCUUAUACUUGAGCUCGAGACAGCCCCUCUCUUAUCUUGAGCCCAACACAGCUCUCUCAAGUGACUCAACUGCACAACACAACACAACACUAUCAACUGUCAACAUGGCCGUAGACGUCUUUGCGGUUCCUGUCUUCCUUGUUGUCUUUCGAGAGACUCUUGAGACAGUCAUCAUCGUUUCUGUCUUGCUUGCUUUCCUCAAGCAAACCCUUGAUGGUCCCAAUGGUGACAUCAAAGUGUACAAACAGCUGAGACGUCAGGUCUGGCUUGGAACGGGUAUCGGAUUCUUCAUCUGCUUGGUUGUCGCCGCUGCUGUCAUUGGUGUCUUCUACACCGUUGGCAGGAACUCAUGGGCGAAGAACGAGUACUACUAUGAAGGUGCAUUCUGUCUCUUUGCAUCCCUAAUCAUCUCCGUCAUGGGCGCAGCUCUGCUCCGUAUCGGCAAGAUGCAAGCAAAGUGGCGAGUCAAGCUGGCAAAGGCUCUCGAAUCGCCAAUCAAAGCUGGUUCCAAGGGAUGGUUCAAGCAGUUUAUCGAGAAGUACGCUAUGUUCGUCUUGCCUUUUGUCACUGUCCUUCGAGAGGGUAUCGAGGCUGUCGUCUUCGUCGCUGGUGUGUCCUUUUCUGCUUCGGCCAAGUCCAUUCCUCUCCCAACUGUUGUCGGCCUCUUUGCCGGUUGCUGUGUUGGCUAUCUUCUUUACAAGGGUGGCGCGAGCACCAAACUUCAACUCUUCCUCGUUCUCUCGACCUGCCUCUUGUACCUUGUGGGUGCUGGUCUCUUUUCUCGCUCUGUCUGGAGUUUCGAGAUGGCCAAGUGGAAUGAGUACAUUGGUGGUGAAGCUGAUGAGUUUGGAAACGGACCUGGUUCCUAUGAUAUUGACCAGAGUGUCUGGCACGUCAACUGCUGUGCCUCCACCGAAGCUAUUCAGAACGGCUGGGGUAUCUUCAAUGCCAUUCUUGGCUGGACAAACUCCGCUACUUAUGGCUCUGUCAUCUCAUAUAACCUAUACUGGAUUUGCGUCAUGAUCGGUUUCAUCGUCAUGCGUUUUAAGGAGACACAUGGCAGGCUGCCUUUCGGAAAGGCGAAGGCUCCUGCCAACGCUGUUGAUGAUGCUGAGAGCCACGCAAGCUCAACUCCCAAGAACGCUGCAACAGAGAAGACUACUACCGCUUAGGAGAACAUAUAACAAGAGAGUCUAGGACUCAUCUGCUGAUGGUUCAUUGUAUAAUUCACUUAGCUUUCUAACGACUCUAUGAGUCUAGCUUGGUCUAUAUCCAAUCACACGCAACAAGCAAGUCUUGUUCUAUCUUAUCAAUUUUCAGGAGUCCAAUCCCAUUCAUCUGCCAUGAACAUGGCCUUUGCCAUUUUGUCUACAUAAAGUGCUCCUUCGUAACGUAACCUUUGAUCGUUCGCAAUCGCUCGUGUAAACUGAAACUUUUUGGGUGGGUUAUCUUUAUCGUCGACAGCGUGUUCUCUAAGAGCCAGCCACGAGAUUUCAACCGGCCUCUUUUUCCAGUCGGCAUACGGUAUCGCGAUGACACCAGCUGAGAGCAUAGAUCGCAUAUAACUCAGGAUUGGUUCCAGUCGAACCCGUAACCCGCAGUUUGUGUGAUGCUUGUCAAUCUGAUAACUCGGGCACUGUUGAAGCGUUGAAAGGAGCUCCUCAAUCUCGAUCAUCGCAGUAUCAGGAACCAUGUUCAACGACGCUGGACUGUAGUCAACGAGGAAGAGCAAAUUCUUGUUCACCAAGAAUUUGAGCAUUUGACCAAGCUGGUAAGAGUCACAUGCCGCACUCGAGUCAUACCCGAGUUUACACUGCCUCUCUCGAGAUGAGAACAGUGCGAGGAAAUGCCGUUGGACAGAGGAGACGGUGUUGAGGAUACACUCACGCCUAUGUCGGAG